CGGGCGGCGCAGGAGCGGCGGGGGCCGCCAUUUUGUCUGUCGGCGGCUGGAGGCCGGACGGCGCCGCGGGGCCGCGUUUCCGGGUGCGGCGGGAGGAGGCCGCGGGCGGCCGGCAUGAGUGACCGGGCUUGUCCCCACCUCUGAGCCACCGGAGCGGGGCCACGAUGCCGAUCCCGCCGCCGCCGCCGCCCGGGCCCCCGCCGCCUCCCACCUUCAGCCAGGCGAACACAGAGCCACCGAAACUGAGCCGAGAGGAGCAGCGGGGCCGCGGGGCCCUCCUGCAGGACAUCUGCAAAGGGACCAAGCUAAAGAAGGUGACACAGAUCAAUGACCGGAGCGCACCCAUCCUAGAGAAGCCUAAGGGCAGUGCUGGUGGUGGCUGCAGCUACAGCUCGAGCUCUGCCAUCCAGCCAAAGGGCGGCCUCUUCCAAGGCGGCGUUCCCAAGCUGAGACCCGUGGGAGCGAAGGACAGCUCAGACAGCUCGGGGAAGCAAACCCUGCAAGUCCCUGGCUCCAGAGCAGCCGCCCCCAGGCCCCCGGUCCCAGCCACCAACAACCGACCUCAAGACGAUGCCGACAACAACCGGGGCUCACCGCCGGAGCUGCCGCGCACGCAGAGGCCGUCGCUGCCGGACCUGUCCCGGCCCAACGCUGCCGGCAGCACCGGCAUGAAGCACAGCUCAUCCGCCCCCCCGCCCCCCCCACCGGGCCGCCGUGCUGCCGCCCCCCCGGCGCCCCCCCCAGCGCACAGCACCAAGGUCUCACCCUACAACCGGGAGAAGCCGCUGCCGCCCACCCCGGGACAGCGCCUGCCCGGCAGCAGGGACGGGCCCCCGGCCCCACCGCCCAUCAAACCGCCCCCCUCCCCAGUCAGCAUCCGGACUGGGGCAGGGGCUCAGGGCCAGUCCCUCGCCCCCCCGCCACCCCCUUAUCGACAGCCCCCCAGUGUCCCCAAUGGCCCUUCCAGCCCCGUCAAUGAAUCCGCCCCGGAGCUGCCGCAGAGACACAACUCCUUGCACAGGAAGGCGCCGGGCCCUUUGCGGGGUCUGGCACCGCUGCCACCUGCUGCAGCCUCCCCAUCUCUCCAGAGCAGUCGCCCCCCUCCUCCAGCCAGAGACCCCCCCAGCCGGGGAGCAGCUCCACCGCCCCCUCCGCCACUGCUGCGCAAUGGGGGCCGUGAUGCCCCCCCCCCUCCGCCCCCCUACAGACUGCACGGCUCCACCGAGCCCCCCAGCCGGGGGAAGCCACCGCCGCCCCCCACGAGGACACCGGCCGGGCCCCCCCCGCCGCCGCCACCGGUGCGCAACGGGCACCGGGACUCCAUCGCCACCGUCAGAGCAUUCCUGGAUGACUUUGAAUCCAAAUAUUCCUUUCAUCCCGUUGAAGACUUCCCAGCCCCAGAAGAAUAUAAAUACUUCCAGAGAAUCUACCCCAGCAAAACGAACAGAGCUACACGUGGGGCCCCCCCUCUGCCCCCCAUCCCCAGGUGAAAGCGGGCUGCACACACGGAUUGAUCCUGAGCAGACACACGGAGACCUCCUUCCCCUUCCUCGGCCGGACCCUCCCCACCUCCCUGCAUGAGAAACUCCCAGGACGAGCAGCUUCCGCCAGCCCAGCUCCCUCCAUCCUCAUCUAUGCAUCGCCCCCGGGACAAACGGGACCUUGCCUCCUCCCUCAUCGCAGAUCCCGGGUUCCUGGUACCCCGCUGCAGCUUGGGAGCCGGACACGAGGACUUGGGGCAGAGCCGGUUGGGACCAGGGGUAUCCCAGUGCCCGAUUCCCUGGGGCAGAGCAAGGGCUUGGAGAGGAGCUGGGAUAGGGCAGGAGCUGGAUGUGCUGCGGCAUCACCGGCAGAGCGAAGGGCAGCCGGGAUGUUGGGAUGGAGCUUCCUUACCCCGGCACAGCCGAUUGCUGUUUUGCACAGGAGCCAGUGGAGGAGCAGGGGGUGAGUGGG
This is a messenger RNA of Neopsephotus bourkii (Bourke's parrot), 1953 nucleotides long. RefSeq names its product WAS/WASL interacting protein family member 2 (gene WIPF2). Bases 165 to 1490 code for a protein of 441 amino acids. The transcript is spliced from 8 exons. Gene Ontology annotation, molecular function: actin binding. Lineage: Eukaryota; Metazoa; Chordata; Aves; Psittaciformes; Psittacidae. The record is from RefSeq and is a predicted model, not a curated record.